Molecule: messenger RNA, 2174 nt
Organism: Trematosphaeria pertusa
Lineage: Eukaryota; Fungi; Ascomycota; Dothideomycetes; Pleosporales; Trematosphaeriaceae
Product: P-loop containing nucleoside triphosphate hydrolase protein
Exons: 4
Coding region: 57-2081 (674 amino acids)
Cellular component (GO): catalytic step 2 spliceosome; intracellular anatomical structure
Molecular function (GO): RNA binding; ATP binding
Source: RefSeq, a predicted model, not a curated record
UUAGGCUUCCUCAACUCUGGCAUUUCCGUCGGAAACAGAACUCUACACCAUCAAGCAUGGCAGAAGAAGAAGAAGGAGAAGGAUGGGACGGCGCCCUUAUAGCAGAGCUAUACAAACCGCCUGCUCUGCUCCCUAUCGCUCAGCUCAAAGACUCCCUUCUCUACGCCAUAGAAACCCAUCCUGUUACCAUUAUUGUCGGCGAGACUGGGAGCGGCAAGACUACUCAGAUACCCCAGUUUCUUCACAAAGCAGGAUGGACCUCCAACGGCUCCCAAAUUGCUGUGACGCAGCCUCGCAGAAUAGCUGCAACGAGCGUAAGCGCACGCGUCGCUGAAGAGAUGAAUUGCCAGGUCGGGCAAGAGGUGGGCUACUCUAUUCGGUUCGAAGAUGUGACAUCUGCGAAAACAAAGAUCAAGUUCGUCACCGACGGCCUGCUCCUGCGGGAGAUGCUCGUGGAUCCGCUCCUCAAGCGGUACUCCGUGGUUAUGGUCGAUGAAGCGCAUGAGAGAUCGCUGAGCUCUGAUAUCCUGCUCAGCUUGCUCAAGAAGGUCCUCAGAAAGCGCCCGGACCUGCGCGUCGUCGUGUCUAGCGCUACUCUAGAUGCGGAGAAGUUUCUAGACUUCUUUGCGCCUGACGAAGGCGAGACGGUGAAUGGGAAGACGAAAGAGGAGUACGGAGCUAUCAUCAGCAUCGAGGGACGCACGCAUCCAGUCGAUGUCUUCUACCUUGCCGAGCCAACCCACGACUAUGUCGAACGAGCCGUGGACACCGUCAUGGACAUCCACACCAGCGGAGACGACGGUGACGUCCUCCUCUUCCUCACUGGACGCGAAGAGAUCGAAAAGGCAAUCGACACGAUAGCAGACCGUAUCGCCGACUUAGGCCCGGGUCACAAAACACUUCAGCCCUUGCCUCUCUACGCCGGUCUUCCGACCGAUCAGCAAAUGUAUGUCUUCCAAAAGGCUGCUGAGAACACACGGAAAGUGAUCGUAUCCACGAACAUUGCGGAAGCCUCCGUUACCAUCGACGGUAUCAUCCACGUCGUCGACUGCGGUUUCGUCAAGCUCCGCGCGUACGAUCCCGUCCUUGGAAUCGAGCGUCUAAGCGUCGUGCCGGUCUCCAAGGCAUCCGCCACCCAGCGCGCGGGUAGGGCUGGUCGCACACGAGCAGGGAAGUGCUACCGUCUCUAUACAGAAGAGACAUUCGCAUCCCUCGAGGACGCCACCUUCCCUGAAAUCCAGCGAAGCAACCUCGCCCCCGUAAUCCUGCAACUCAUGAACCUCGGCAUCACGAACCUCGUCCGGUUCGAUUACCUCUCCAACCCUCCGUCGAAACUCAUCGUCCGCGCCUUAGAUGUCUUGUAUUCACUCGGCGCCGUCGAUAUACAUGGACGUCUGACAAAGCCCCUGGGAACACGCAUGGCCGAACUCCCACUCGAGCCUAUGCUCGCCAAAGCGCUGCUAAAUGCGCCGGCGUUCGGCUGCCUAUCUGAAAUGCUCACUAUAGCCGCGAUGCUAACGUUGCAGGGCAACGUCUUCAUCUCGCACGACGGCUCGCAGAAGUUGCUCGACAAAGCCCGUCGCAAGUUUGCCGUCAAAGAAGGCGAUCAUCUCACGCUGUACAACGUGUACGAGGCUUUCGUCAGCGCGGGCAAGAAGGACGCGCAGUGGUGUCGCGAAAACAGUCUGAACUACAAAGCCAUGUUGAAGGCUGUCAGCGUGCGGAAGCAGCUGCGACAUUACCUGGAGCGCAUGGGCGUCCAAGAAAGCGCGCUGGGCGGCGCGGAUGUGAAACGCGCUGGUGGAAUGGACAUGGUGGAGCGGGUGAGCCGGUGUCUAACCACAGGCUUCUUUGCGCAUGCGGCUAGGAUGAAGAGCGAUGGGAGUUUUCAGCCGGUGAGCGGGGAUACGACGCUGUGGGCGCAUCCGAGCUCGGUGUUCUUUCAUCGCAAGGCCGACUGGGUUAUUUACCAUGAGAUCCUGGAGGCGCGUAACAAGAUAUAUAUUCGUGACUUGACGAGUAUUGAGAUGGACUGGCUGACCGAGUAUGCGCCGGACUACUACAAGAUUACAAACAGGUAGGACGACUAUGGAGGCUCGGGAGUCAGUGACAGAGUAAAGGGUGUCUGAUAAGCAGCGAGCGAAUGAGAAAAUAUGAGAGCGACACGAAUGAAG